AUGUCUUCAAAUGUUCUCUGCUUCCGCAACAGGAAGUUGCUCGGAUGUCGUUGGGCUGGGGGAGUCCGUGAUGUGCCAGGUUUAUGGGAGUUUUUGACGAACAACCGCUCUGAAUACAAAGACUGGGCAGAGCCUCGCUUCUCCGUCAACGGAUUCUACCAUCCAAACCCCGAUCGCCCGGGCACUACAGCUGCUAAAGGCGGAUACCUGACUGAUGACCCACGGCUUUUUGACCCCGCGUUUUUCGGUAUCUCGGGCCUUGAAGCAGAGACCAUUGACCCCUCACAACGAAAACUUCUGGAAGUGGUUUAUGAGGCAUUUGAAAGCGCAGGAGAGACGUGGGAGAGUGUCAACGGAACUCGAACUGGCGUCUACGUUGCCGAUAUAUCGUAUGACAACGCGUACGCGCAGACACGAGACUUCGAUUAUGCUCGACCCCACGCCACUACAGGAGUUAGUCAUAACAUGCUAAGCAACCGCAUCAACUAUGUUUUCAAUCUGUCUGGUCCGAGUGUCACAAUUGACAGCGCCUGCACCUCCUCUUUGUAUGGCCUGCAUAUUGCCAUGCAGGCCAUCCGGGAUGGAGAUUGUGAUUCUGCAAUUGUAGCCACAUCCAAUUGGAUUAUGGACCCAUCUAUGCAGAUUGCCAUGGACAAACUCGGCGCUCUAUCGGCUACUUCUAUGAGCCACGCCUUUGACGCUGCAGCCGACGGGUAUGCUAGAGGCGAGGGCUUUGCUGCUAUUUAUUUGAAAACCCCGGAAAAGGCCAUGCAAGAUGGAUCCCCCAUUCGUGCCCUGGUAAGAGGUAGCGCCAUUGGUGCCAAUGGCCGCUCGAGCGGUAUCACUCAUCCCAGCGGUUCAGCACAAGAGGACAUUAUUCGCAAAGCAUACGCCAACGCUGGCGGGCUACUACCCUCCAACACCCCAUUUCUCGAAUGCCACGGGACUGGAACCCGGGUUGGAGAUCCCCUUGAGGUAGAGGCGGCUGGCAAUGUAUUUGGGCUGGGCCGCUCCGAUGACCCAGACGACCGUCUACUCAUCGGGUCAGUCAAGACGAAUCUGGGACACACUGAGGGUGCUGCAGCACUUGCCAGUAUCUUCAAGGUGGUUCUUGCCCUGGAGGCCGGGAUGAUUCCACCGAGUGUCGGUGUCAAGACACUGAACCCUAAGAUCGACUUUGACAAAGCCAAAGCCAAGGUCGUGACAGAGCUUAUGCCUUGGCCCAAAGGAAAGCCAAGGCGAGCUAGCGUUACUUCUGCUGGCUUUGGAGGCUCUAUUGGGCACUGCAUUAUUGACCAUGUCAACGUUGUAUACCCUGAAUACACCAAGCCGGACUUUAUAGUCCAUAAGGCUUCAGUGUUUGCAAAUGGCACACAAAGCAUGGACAUUACUAACGAACCCACCAGGCUUCCGCAUGUUAAUGCAGAUGCUAGAUUUCCCGAGACUCAGCAUCAGAAUGGCUUUGCGACAAAUCACCACCCUACACUCCUCUGUGAACCACGGACAGUUGGGAAGGCUGAUGCUGUCACUCGCAAAUUCGUUCUACUUCCCUUCUCGGCCCAUAAUGAUACCUCACUCAAAGCCAAUAUUGCCAUACUCUCACACGACAUUGGACGCCAUUCACUAGCAGAUGUUGCAUACACUCUUGCAGCCCGACGUUCCAAGCUACCUCGGCGGACCUUCCGCAUCGUGGAUCAUGAGAACAGUGGCAGGGAACUUGUGGAAGACGUACAACAGAUCUUCACAAGCCCAUCUGAGGAUGCUCGUCUUGGCUUCGUUUUCACUGGCCAAGGCGCACAAUGGCAUGCGAUGGGUGCCCAGCUUCUUGAGUAUAAGGCUUUUCGCGCCACUAUCAAGCACUUGGAUCAGGUUCUAGUAAUACUUCCGGGAAAACCUCCCGCCUGGACUCUGAUCGAUGUUCUUUCCGGAAACUACAACGCAGAACAUGUCCAGAUGCCCGAGAUUUCGCAACCAGCAUGCACAGCCGUUCAAAUAGGACUGGUAGAUCUGCUUGCAACAUGGUCUAUUCGGCCCUCAGGUGUCAUCGGGCACUCCUCCGGCGAGAUUGCUGCAGCAUAUGCCGGAGGCUUCAUAACUGCGGCUGAAGCAAUCGCAGCAGCUUACUUGCGUGGGCAUGCUGUCUCUCGAAACAAGCGGAGAGGUGCCAUGUUGGCAGUUGGCCUAAGUAUUGAAGAGACCCACAUAUACCUCAAGGGUUUGGAACAAGACAUCAAAAUCGCCGCCUAUAACUCGCCGGGCAGUCUCACUUUAUCUGGCGAUCAAGACUCAAUUGAGGUGCUCGCCGCAACCCUAACUUCGGAUGGCGUCUUUAACCGACUACUAAAAACAGGUGGGAAUGCUUAUCACUCACACCAUAUGGGUGCAAUAGGGGAAAAUUACGAAGCGCUGCUUACAGCUGGGUUCGACCAUCUCAAGAAGCUCGGGUUACGCGAUCAACGCCAUCGAUACCCUCUCACCCAUUGGACUUCAUCUGUCACUCCAAAUAAGAAAAUGACUGCCGAAGAGUUGCGCCCAUCCUACUGGAGAGCUAAUCUUGAGUCGGCAGUUCGUUUCACAGAAGCAAUCACCAGUCUGUUAGAACAAGAAGACCAGGGUGUUGGAGCAUUCCUCGAGAUUGGACCGCACACCGCGCUGAAGAGUCCCCUAAACCAAAUAAAUAAAGGCAUCGGAAGAGCGCUUCCGUACGUUGGUUCUCUGAAAAGAGAUGAGGAUAACCGCAUGUCCUUGUUGAAUCUCGCUGGAAACCUAUUCUGCCUUAACACGAAGAUCAACCUUGCCGCGGUCAACGCAACAGACGACAAUGAUACAGAGGCUCAACAGACACUCAUUCAUGGUGUCACUGCUAAAGAUCUACCGCCAUAUCAGUAUACAUACGGUCCAAUCAGCUAUUUCGAGAGUAGGCUAAGCAAAGAGUUCCGCUUGCGCAAAGUUCCCAGGCAUGACCUCACAGGAUCUAAGUUGGCAGGUAGUGCAAAGCUCCGUCCGCAGUUUCGUAACAUCUUGCGUUUGAAGGAUCUUCCAUGGUUGGGCGAACACCGACUGCUUCCAGAUGCCGUUUUCCCGGCAGCUGGAUACAUGUGCAUGGCCAUGGUUGCAGCAUCACAGGUUUACGACGAGUUUCCGAACGCUCUCUCAGUAUCGGGCUACUCUCUGCGCAACGUGGAUAUCAAAACUGCUUUGAAGAUUCCUGAGGAUCAGUACGGCAUUGAGAUCAUGCUUAGCUUGGAACUCACCGAUACAGAAACAGCAAAGAAACCAGCUUGGGCUACCUUCUCUGUCAGUUCUGUCGCCCGGGACUCUGAUCAGUGGACUGAGCAUUGCACUGGGCAAGUCAUGGUGGACGUCUCAAAUGAUUGUCUUCAUGAUAAAAUGAGAGUCAGCGAUACUGAGGAAUCUCGAGCUGUGAACACACAGGCGUGGUACAAGAAGUUUGCCUCUAUCGGUCUGGGUUACGGAACAGCCUUCCAGGCACUAUCGAAUAUCCGUGCCGACCCCAUGGAAAACCUUGCAUCCGCCAGGCUGAAUCUCAAGACAACGUCUGGCACAAUCAAGGGCGGCGAAUCCGGCUAUCCUAUUCACCCUGCGUCUUUAGACUCUGUAAUCCAGCUCGGGCUUCUGGCAUCUCACGGUGGCCAGACUGAAAGGCUCAGCAGUGCAUUUGUGCCAGUUCACCUGUCUCAGCUGUACUUGCGAGCCGGAAAUGACCAGGACUGGGGAACGGCUGUUGCUUCCGGUGAGCUGAGAGGGCUCAGGUCAGCCUAUCUCAAGUUGCAGCUGCAAGACCAAGCUGGAGGUAUCGUCCUCAACGUUGAGGAGCUCCGUUGUGUCCGUUACAAUCUUGACGAACAGACGGCUGGGAAGAGCCACACGCAGGCCUUCUCCAGCCCCUUUCUGCGGAUGAUCUACAAGCCUGAUUUCCGUACGCUAAGUAAACGACAGAUUCAAACACUUUUCAAGCCACCGCCAGAGAACUUGUCUUGUGUCCCUGCCUUAGAGCAUCUAGAGUUCAUGGCUGCACUGAUCGCUGUUGACGUAUAUGAAAGACUAAUUAACGGUCUUGAUCCGGCCACGUGGAUAAACACGAACUCAAAUACACACUACAUCGAAUGGAUCAGGAGAAUUGUUGAAGAAGGCGCCUCAAAAGAAAUUCUUGAAGCUAAAAUGAGUCCCGCUCUCCAGCGACUACAAUCAAUACGGGACGAGUAUCAAGAGUGCAAGAAUCUUGUUGAGGCAAACGCCUUACUACGUCUGCAUGAGAAUAUGGAAGACAUUUUGCAGAACCGUAAGAUGGGAGAGGAAGUUCUAGGCCAAGGAGGUCUUCUGGCUGACUUCUUCGACAAAAGCCUGUUAUUAAUCGGGGCCUACCCACAGCUCGUUAACAUCUUUGGCUCCAUGAGCCACGCCAACCCGAGUUUACGGAUUCUGGAGAUCAAGGGAGGCCGAGGACGUACGGCAAAAGCGAUUCUAGAAAGACUUACCUCGGAGAAUGGUAUCAAGUUUUACCGGGAUUAUACUGUCACCGACAUUUCCGAGGCUGCUCUACAGACAAGCCAGGAAGAGCUUGCAGGCUAUCACGACGUCACUUUCUCCAUUUUAGAUAUGGAGCAAGACACCUUGAGCCAGGGUUACCAGGAAGCAGCGUAUGAUGUGGUGGUAGCGUCUCAGGCCAUACAUACAGCGUCUUCCAUCACCAAGGCGUUAGAGAAUGUCCGAAGACUUCUAAAGCCAGGCGGCAAGCUCGUUCUCGUUGAAGCAACAGGUAGUAUCAACAGUAACUGGGUCGGCUUAGUAGGUGGAGCACAAGCUAGUUUCUGGCACACGUUCGAAGAUGGCCGUAUCAACAGCCCUCUCUUAGACGUGCAGGCAUGGGAUUCAGCUCUUCUAUCGACCGGCUUCUCGGGUUCUGAGUUGGUGCUGGACGACUACCCGCGCCCGAGGACCCAUUCCACCGUCAUUGUUUCUACUCUAGCCGAGCAUAAGGAUCCAGGUCGUCAAACUCCUGACCUCCCAGUUGUCUGUCUCCUUCACAGUCAAGAAGGGGCCCCAAAACUCUUGGAUCAGUUAAAAAAUACGCUACAAGGACGAGGACAGAAUACAAAGACCAUAAUACUCGAAAACGUAUUGAGUGAGAUGCCCGAUAACGCGCGGGUUAUUGCGUUUCUCGACGGUGAAUAUCUGAUGCUUGACGCCGAUCAGCGCCGGCUCGACGUUUUCAAACACCUAGCCCGCCACACAGCUAGCAUGGUAUGGAUCACUUCUACAGGCAUGGCACAGGGCCGCAGCCCGAACGGUUCUGUCUUGGGUGGACUCCUACGGACCAUCGCAACCGAGGCUCCGACAGGACGGUUCUUCUCAGUUGACGUGGAUGCCGAUAAUUUUAAUAUGAAUCCUGCUGAUACAGAGGAAUUCUUACGCAUUCUUGUUGUCCGAGAAGAAAAUCUUCAACAAUUGGCAAGAGGUGAUAACGUUGAAGAUGGCGAAUUUGCCUGGCAUACUGGCUGUUGGUGGGUGAGCCGACUGGUGCCUGAGAUGGCGUUGCGUGGCUACGCAGAGCAACAUGUCCGGCCGGCAACGCACAAUUUCAAGGUUCUGCCGCUUGACAGCCAAGGGCCUAUGAGAGUUGAUUUUGAGACUCCAGGAAUUCUCAGUUCAAUCUUCUUCUGCCCGUACACAGAACUGCUUCGACAACCGCUGCCACCCAAUUUUCUCGAGGUCAAGGUAGCCGCUGUUGGUUUGAACUGGAAAGAUUUAGCACUUUCUGCAGGCCGCUUUGAUGGGAACAAUCUAUCUUCAGAGUACGCAGGUGUUGUUACACAAGUCGGCACCAAUGCGGGAGAUUACUUUGCUGUGGGUGACCGCGUGUAUGGCUUAGGCAAGGGUCAUUUCGGCAAUUAUGCCCGCGUACCUAUGGAAAUGGCGCGGAAGGUCGGCCCCGAUGAUGAUCUAGUCAAAGUCGCCACUAUGCCUGUGGUUUACAUGACCGCUAUAUACGCCUUCGAGCAUUUGACACGACUGCGCAGAGGCCAAAAGGUCUUGAUCCAGUCAGCAUCGGGCGGUCUGGGACUUGGUGCCAUCCAGCUGGCGCGUGCCAAAGGUGCUGAGGUCUUCGCGGCGGCUGGAUCACCUGAAAAGCUGCGCUUCCUGGUAGAGUCGAUCGGGGUGUCACCUUCAAAUGUAUACCUGGCACGCGAACCAGCCGAGCUCAUACGGACGAUAAGCGCGACCCAGAAUGGAGGCUUCGAUGUCAUCCUCAGCACCGCUCAAGGCGAGAUGUUAUAUCAGACCAUGAAGGCUCUGGCGCCACUUGGCCACUUGAUCGACGUCGGGCGUAUGGAUGUCAGUGAUGCCAAAACAAUUGGCCUGGAGCUCUUCCAGAAGAGUGCCAGUCUUUCCUCGUUUGAUCUUGUCCGUGUGGUUGACCACGACCCAGAGCUUGGUGCUCAACUUAUGAAGACGGUAGACGAACACUAUCGUGCCGGCCUCAUCGGCCCUAUUCUUCCUCUGGCCACUUCAGAUAUAUCUCAGCUUGAUCAAACAAUGCUUGCAUUCUCCAAGGGCAAACAUGUCGGCAAGCUGGUGGUUACGUUUCUCAAUCCUGACUCUCUCGUACGUAUGGUACCAGCAACGCCAGUGUCUAAAUUCGACACCGAGGCAUGGUACAUCGUGGCGGGGGGACUGAGUGGUCUUGGUCGGUCCAUUAUUCUAUGGAUGGCUGAGCGAGGUGCUCGGUAUAUUGCCAUUCUAUCCCGUCGUGGUGAUACUGCUCCGGAGGCACAAUCUCUGGUCAAUGACAUGGCCAAGCGUGGCGUUCAAAUGUGGCCGGUCGCCUGCGACCUUGCAAAUCAAAGGCAGGUUAUGCAGGCAAUCGAACAAGCAUCAGCCACAAAACCUAUCAAAGGCGUCGUGCACUGUGCAGUGUUAUACGAAGAUAUCUCCUUCGAUCGGUUAUCACUUGAAGGCUGGCGUAACGGCCUCGCCGCGAAGGUCACAGGUACAAUGAAUCUACACGAGGCUACCAAGGGUUUGUCACUAGACUUUUUCGUCAUGACCACGUCCAUUCUUUCGGUGGUCAGCUUCGCGACCCAAUCUGCGUAUAAUGCAGCAAACAAUUUUCAGGAUCAUUUUGCGCGUUACCGCCGCCGCCUUGGUCUCCCAGCCACAGCCGCUCAGUUCGGCUUGGUCAACGACGUCGGCCAUCUGAGCACAGUUGCUUUAACGCUCGAUCUUAUGAACCGCAACAAGGUCGUUACUAUAUCCGAGAGCCAAUUUCUACAGCUUUUGGAGCCGGCGUUUCUCAGCCAAGAAGCCACCCAAGCCGGUUCAACAUUCACCGGUGUCGCGGACGAUCCGCUUGCUGCAGCUACGUACGUCACUUGCGUGAACCCGGCCGAUAUGGCCGCUAGGGAGCAUGACGACGGCGAUUUGGCUUCCUCCAAUAGCCCUUCACCUCGUUGGUACAGCGACGGACGUGUUUCGCAUGUCAUUCGCGCCUUUGAAGACGCGCUGCGGCAUCAGCGAGAAUCAGGUAAUACUAGUACAUUUGGCCCUGACGGAACCGACAAUGGACCGCGGGCAAAUACAGCUCGGCUUCGGCGUGAUUUUGAUGAGAUAAUGAACCGUACAUGCGCCGCGGCAGAUGGUGGAUCUGACCAUCGGUCUUUGUACCGCUCUAACGCAAUCGAACUUGUCACGAUAGCCAUCUCAGGAGCGGUUGCAAAUAUGCUGCUGAUGGAUAUUGCAGGAGUGAGCACAAUGCGCAGUGUUGCGGAUCAUGGUGUUGAUAGCCUGAUUGCUGCUGAACUACGUCAUUGGCUUCACCUGGCUCUGGGCUCCAAAAUCAGUAUGAUAGAUCUACUGGAUCCUCACAUGAACAUCAAGGCAUUGGCAGCUCAUAUUGUGGACGCAGCUAUGACGGCACACAAGUGA
Colletotrichum truncatum is the source of this 7947-nucleotide messenger RNA. The record is from RefSeq and is a predicted model, not a curated record. NCBI's taxonomy places the organism in Eukaryota, Fungi, Ascomycota, Sordariomycetes, Glomerellales, Glomerellaceae.